Molecule: messenger RNA, 1166 nt
Organism: Ricinus communis (castor bean)
Lineage: Eukaryota; Viridiplantae; Streptophyta; Magnoliopsida; Malpighiales; Euphorbiaceae
Product: nitrogen regulatory protein P-II homolog
Exons: 9
Coding region: 255-848 (197 amino acids)
Biological process (GO): regulation of nitrogen utilization
Cellular component (GO): cytosol; chloroplast thylakoid
Molecular function (GO): ATP binding; enzyme regulator activity
Source: RefSeq, a predicted model, not a curated record
GGCUGCUGGUUUCGUCAUGAUGGGAAGCAUGUCUUAAUUUUAGUAGACAGAUCGAUUAGGGCUAUUCAGGAACCAUCAGCCCAGCCCAUCUAAAUCAAAGCACGAGAUUCCAUCCACGUCUGUCACCUGAAAAGGUUCUCCUCUCUCUAACAGAAACCCGACGUUGUUUGCAAAGGAGAAGGCAUUAACUAAUAGCUCCUUUUGCAAAAAAGAAAAAAAGGAAACACAAAAAUUCAUUUUCUAUUAUAGUAAAAAUGGCCGCUACUGCGAAACUGGGCUUGCUCACUCCUCUUCAUUCUAAUAACAUCAAGAAAGAAUUCCCUGUUUUUGAUUUCAGUUUGUUUUGUCCAGAGCUUAGACAUUCUCGGUUUUCUCACUUUAACACCGCGGUCAAGCGCGUAAGAUAUGCCCCCGUCGUUCCUGUGAUUAAUGCCCAAAGCUCCCCUGACUACAUUCCUGAUGCUAAAUUCUACAAAGUAGAAGCAAUUCUCAGGCCCUGGCGAGUCUCGCACGUUUCUUCGGCUUUGCUAAAAAUUGGUAUUCGAGGUGUUACUGUUUCUGAUGUUCGAGGUUUUGGUGCUCAAGGUGGUUCAACUGAGAGGCAGGGCGGCUCAGAAUUUUCUGAAGACAAGUUUGUUGCUAAAGUUAAGAUGGAGAUCGUGGUUAGCAAAGACCAGAUUGAGGAUGUUAUAGAAAAAAUCAUUGAGGAGGCAAGGACUGGAGAGAUUGGAGACGGCAAGAUUUUCUUGCUGCCUGUUUCAGAUGUAAUAAGAGUCCGCACUGGUGAGCGCGGCGAUAAGGCUGAGAGGAUGACAGGAGGGCGAUCUGACAUGAGUACUUCUGCUUGACUUCUUUGGCCAGCAGUAUAGCAUUUGAGACCAACUGUCCUUUGAGAAAGCCCCGCCCUUAUCAGCCAUUAUCCAGUAUAGCUUGAUAAUUUGAUAUUUUAUUUUCGUAACUAAGAAAGAAAGAUCUUUUCAUUAUCCUGUUGAUGAUAAUUGAAAAAGAAAGGAUCGCAGAUUUGUUCAAGUGCUUGCAAGAUAAAUAACAAGAAGAGGAGUAAUAAUGUUAACAACUACGUUGCUCUCUUAUUAUAACUAUUGAAUGAAUCGGCGGUCUAUUUGGUUAAAUGAAUUAAUCUGGCAGAAUGUUUGUUAAGGAUUACA